AUGCCGCCGGUUCCCGACCUCAAACCCCUGGACGAUGAUGCUGAGGACCCCAGACCGCGUCCAGACGUCAGAUAUAUGGUUGCUCAAGGCAAGCAUGCAGAGCUACGGGCCCUCAGUUAUGCUAUUAGAAAUGGGCACCACGAAGACUAUUCCUUUGAUAAUGAAGACCUGGAUGCGCUCGUGGCUUGGGAAGAUGAAGAGGAAGCGCUAGGCUAUAAGGAACCCCCGCCCGUGUAUCAUGAAGCAGAUGCAGUGAAUGAAUGCAGAGAAGCAGAAAGGAGGAGGAGGAAAGAAGAAAAGGCGAAGAGGAAGAGGGCCGCCUUUGAGAGCUCGACUGGCUGGCUGUCGACCAGAGCUCUGCUCGGCCUGUCCGCUGCCUGCCUUUCGAUAGCCCUGGUGCUGUGGAUGAUAUUCUGGGUGACAGCCGAUAACCACAUGCUUGUACUCAUCCUCUUUGUAUAA
Messenger RNA from Trichophyton rubrum CBS 118892, 462 nucleotides. RefSeq lists its product as uncharacterized. The transcript has a single exon. Bases 1 to 462 code for a protein of 153 amino acids. The record is from RefSeq and is a predicted model, not a curated record. Lineage: Eukaryota; Fungi; Ascomycota; Eurotiomycetes; Onygenales; Arthrodermataceae.